GUCACAUCACAAUUUGUUGUUGUCGCGUCGGAAAAGUGCACGGAGUUGCGGUCGACGAUUGCGCGAUUUUCCGUUAAAUACAGCAUAAAAAUCCAAUACAAAUGCGCGCACUCGCCGCCGCCGAAAGCGCAGCGUAACAAGGCCCUGAAUCGCGAAGGAGCUCCUAAACGGCUGCUGUUAUCGCCAUGGCCGCCGCAUCUGCUGGCCAGCAACAGCAGCAACAUCAGCACCAGCACAAACUGAAUAUUGCUGGGAGUGCUGAGACAGUGGUCGGCGAGAUGCAUCACCAACAGCAGCAGCAGCAAAUGUUGCCGUUGCACCAACAUCAGCAACAGCAACAGCAGCAACAUCAUCAGUUUUUCCAGCAGCAACAGACGAAAUUUGUAUCGCGGGUCGUUACAAGUGCAACGGUGCAGCAGCAGCAGCAGCAACAUCAGCAACUACAGCAGCAGCAGCAUACGCAACAGAUAUUACCAGCUGGCUUGGUAAAUGGCAAUGGCAGCGGCAACAUGAUGCAAGUAUCCAAUCAACUGCAGCAGCAGCAACAGCGCGCCAGUCAGCAACAGCAGCAUAUAUUUGUCUGCCCCACCAGCAACCAGCAACAACUCCUGCUGCAACACCAACAGCAGCAGCAGCAGCAACAACAACAGCAACACAAACAGCGCCAGGCGCAAAUAAAGUUGCCAAUAAAGUCAACGGCAACGGCUGGAGUAACGGCGGCAACUGUUGCUGCUGCUGCUGCUGGGGCAACGCAUUGCAUGCCGACAACAAUUGCAUCGCGUCAAAUGAGUCAGAACAAUCAGCUCUAUGCCAAGAAUGUUGCCAAAGCCAAAAAUGCCAGUAGCAAUGGCAACAGGAAGACUACGACCACGUACAAUGGAAAUUUGGCCCCUGGCUGGCGUCGCUUGACCAACAACAAUGAGGUGGCCUACAUCAGCCCCUCGGGCAAAACGCUGCGCACGCAGUUCCAGAUCAAGGACUAUCUCCUCACCCAGGGUACCUGCAAGUGCGGCCUGCCGUGUCCGCUGCGCCCCGAAUACCUUUUCGACUUUAAUGCCCAGGUGCCCAACAUGCCGCUUAAGUUGCCAACGGAGGCGCCAACCUCGAUGCCAACACCUUGCCUGCAUCAGCGGCGAUUUCUUGAAUCUCAGCAGCUACAGUUGCCACAGCAACCGCAGCAGCAACACCAGCAGCAGCAGCAAACCCAACUGCAACAGCAACAUCUACAACAGCAACAGCAGCAACAACAGGCUGUCAAAGAUGUAUCGGUAACCGUAUCCGUAUCUGGGCCAGCAGCUGUCAGCGAUGUGUUCUCCACGCUGAUGACAUCGACAGCAAGAACGGCGACAACGGCAACACCAACAGCAGCAGCAGCAGCAACAUCACCAGCCCAAGCGGCAACAACAACCACACUUGAAUUGGCCAACAAAGACGCUGAUUGCCACAAAUACGGCAAUAACAAAUUACCUGCCUCGGUCCGGAACACGCCCACGCCCACGCCGGCUCCAACGCCCCCGCUACCGCUUCCGCUUCCCAAUGCGAUGCCAACUAGUCAAGCAUUAGCCUUGGGCGGGCUACCAGUCGGCGGCAAUCUCCCCAAGCGCUCAACGGGGGGACAUGUGAUAAAGCAGCCAGCCAAUGCUCUUGCGCCACCAAACACGACUUCCGGAGGAGCUACCAGCAUCAUCCAGCAGCAGCAGCAACAUCCCAACUUCAAGGACGACCCGGCUGGCUAUCUCCAACAACAGACUGCAAUGCUGCACAACAGCCUGGGAGGAUUAGAUGUAGCCAAAACGGCAGCAGGAACUUCCACAGCGAGAGCUCUGCCCCAAGAACCCAUUGUGCACAGCUCCCAGCAGCAGCAGCAGCAGCAACUCCAGCAACAGCAACUUCAGCAACAGCAACUCCAGCAGCAGCAGCAACAUCUGCAGCAGUUGCAGCGCCAAAAGAUCCGUCGCCUGUCGCUCUUUGGAAAAUGGGAAACAGAUCCAGUAUCCGCCACGAAUUCCCAACCAGCCGCGGGAACCCGAACCCUUCAAGUGGACACUGCCGCCUUUGCACGACCCCAGAAGCCGCAGAUCACUAGCGUAACCAUGGUGCCAGCUCCCCAGGAGUCACCCGUGUCGAGUAGUGCAACAGAGACGCUGGAGAAGCGGCCCGAGCAGGUGGGGGCCAUAUCCACCAGUCACGAGAGUCCGCGGCAGAGCUUGUCCUCGCCCACGGACUCAGUUGAUUCGGCCAAAAGCACGCCCUCCGCUUCACCUAAGCCCCAGAUGCAUGUCCAGCUGCAGCCGCAGUUGCUGCAAAUGCGUACGCAGCCCCAGGCGAAUCUUCCAGCUCCGGCGCCGGUCACCCUGCCCGCCCACGUUCGUGUGAUGCGUCAGCAGCAGACGCAGAUUAUUCCCGGCCAGCGAUUGCCGGUGGUCAGUAGUAGUGCAGCCAUGGCCACGAUGACGAGGAGCAUAGUAACCUCGUCGGCGGGAACGAGUACGAUAACAGGUCGGCCGGUGACCACCACGUUGGCCAACUCGAAUCCCACAGUGGCGCAGUUGCAAUCCAUGGCGAACGCCAUGGGUGGAGGAGGUGGUGGUGGCCAAUUGAUAAUGACAUCUUCCGGACAACUGCUGGUCAUUCCGACGGCCAACAAACAGGCGACGCAACGUCAACCCGGACAAGGUGUGAUCAUCCAGCAACAGCAGCCGGCGGAGUUGCAUCCACAACCAGGAGGUGGCUAUAUCGUCAGCCAGCCCUCUCCAGUGGCGUCCGCCAGUUCCAGCAGCAGCAGCAGCACUGUGAUUCUGAACUCCGGUGGAGCUAAGCUCUUGCACCACCAGAUCAUCACCUCGCAGGCUGGUCAGAUUAAUCAGGCGACUGGAGGAGGAGCGGGAAAUCAACCACAGACGGUGCUACUCAACACACUACCCAAUGGAGGCUAUAUCGUCCAGCAGCAGCAGCAAUCGCAGACGCAACAGCAGGCCGAGCAGAUCCUGGCCAUGCCGCAACCGCCUCCGGCGCAAACACUUAUCAUCAGUUCGCCGGAUACCAAGAGAAGGGCGCGAAAGCGCAAGAGCUCCAUUUGCCAUACACCGCCGCCGAGUGGAUCGCCCGCCAAAACCAUCUCGCCCCAGAUCUCGCCCAGCAUCCCCAGCCAGGCACCAGCAUUGCUCCACCAGCAGGCAGCGGCAGCAGCAGCGGCGGCGGCGGCUGCUGCUCCACAAUUCCAACAGCAGUUCCAGCUAAGUCCAGGCAUCCAGGGAAUCGUUGUCAACAAACCCAAUCCCCCGCAGGCUCAGCAGACACAGCAGCUACUGCUCCAGAACGGGCAGAUCCUGCAGCAGGUGAACCUCAUUGGACAGCAGCUUCUCAUGCCUGCCGGUUUGGUGAUGGGACCGGAUGCCACUCUGCUACAGAUCCAGAAUAUGCCCACUACCAGUCUGAUGACGCCGCAGGGACCCGUGAUGCUGCGUACACCAUCGCCACAGAACAAGCCAUCCUUUAUCUCGCCGAGCGCCGGGGGACAGCAGUACUUAGUGGGUGCCAAUGGGCAGUUGAGCCCCAUCGGACAGAUCUACUCCACUCCCAUGGGUUUGGUGAUGCCGACCGGUCAGCAGGGAGGUGCAUCCUUUGUACAGGCUAGCCCCACGACUACCACCAUCCAGAUCCAACAACAGCCAGCGCCGCAGCCCACUCAAAUCAGUUUGCAGCCGGCACAAGCCACCUACAUGACGGAGACGGUGAUGAGUCGCCAGGGGACGGCUGCCAGUCCGCCGGACACUACCACCUGCAGUCCACGAAGCCCGGAGCGUCCCCCCAGUCAUCGCAGCAGUGGCAGCGACAUGGUACAAUGCGUAUCCAGUUCGGAACCGGAUGCGGCGGUUUCUCCCCAAAGCGCUGAGAGUAGGCAGUCGCCGUCUUCCACGGACUGUGAGAGGAGCAUCUGCAACAACAAUCUGUUCACACAGCCAAGUGGGUUAUACAAGCACUCGGAGCCAAAGAUCCGGCGAAUCCACAUCACCUCGCAGACGGCGGCCGAGAACGGGAUAAGCCUGAUGCAGGGACAAGGUAUGCGACUGGCCACAUCUAACACCAACUCCACAUCCGCAUCCAUGUCCAUAACAUCGUCAUCGUCGGCACCACUAACCACCAAUGCGAUGGCGGGCCACCGCCAGUUCUUGCACCGCCAGCCGGUAGUGCAGCACCACCACAAUCCAAACAUUGCCAACAACAGCCAUUCAAACACCUUUCUUCAUAGCCACAAAGUAGUUAACUUUGACUACCAGGAGUCGCCCACAACAACGCAGCUGAUUACAUCGGUUCCAAGUGCUCCAGUUCUGGAUAAUGUUCCUGCACCACCAGUCGAGAAGGCGACAGUUAGGAAGCCCACCAAACGUUCGCGGCGACCGCAGCGAGGAGUGGCUCGUGAGACACCCUCGGCGGCCGGUAGAAGCUUUCUGAUGCCGCCGCGAUCCUUUGCCAUUGGGGAACUGAUCUGGGGUCCGGCCCGGGGCCAUCCCGCCUGGCCCGGGAAGAUCGUCAAGAUGCCCGACGGAGUGUGCACGCCGUCGCAGCAGUUUGACCACGUCUGGGUUCAGUGGUUCGGCGGCGGCGGGCGCUCCACCUCUGAACUGAUUCCGGUCAACUCGUUGCAGAGUCUCUCCGAAGGUCUGGAGGCACAUCACAAGGCCCAGAAGGAUACGAGAAAGAGCCGCAAACUGAACUCGCAACUCGAGCGGGCCAUACAAGAAGCAAUGACUGAGUUGGAUAACAUUUCAGCCUCCUCAACACCCGCAGCCACAUCCUCCUCAUCAUCCGCCACCAUAGCUGCUGUUCCUUCGGCAUCAGCAGGACCAGCUAUAAUUGGCGGACAACAGCAAUAUCAGCAUCAGCAGCAGCACCAGCAGCAGUCGCCCUCUUCAACGAACAACAAAAUAAAUGGACUCGCGCGGAGCAAGCGCCAGGCCAACAACACAAGUGGGGCCAGCAUGGUGCUGACCACCAGUACGGCGGCCACAUUGAGUGGCCUCUUCAAUCAGCAGCGAGCCAAGCCCAUACGCAUUGCUCCGGCUCCACCGGUGGCCACCACGGGCACCGGGAAUAUGGGAACGAUACAAGGAGCUGGAGCUGGAGCUGCUGUGGCAUCGAGUGGAGCAGGAACCACCACAACUCUCGCCCGUUCCGAGAUCCUGAAGCUGGCCAAAUGACCAGCGCUGUCGACGUUGUCGUCGACAGUAAGCACAGCCAACUACACGCUCGUCAUCGGGCACAAGUAGUGCGGGAUUGAGGGAGGAGAUGCCGCCAGGCCAUACGUUAAAUAGCUAUCCCAUAUACUAUACGAGUAUAGAGUUUAGUGUUAGAUGUCAGGCCUCUCAGCUUUGGAGUUUGUUGAUUUGUAUUCUUUACCAGACUCUCCCCGCUUAGUUGCGUCGCUGGGCGGCGCGCGCCACACUUUCGAAAUAGACAAUAAUACAGCAAGAUGAUGAUGUUAAUGAAAAACCAAGUUACAAAGAAGAGUUCUAACAAUAAGCGAUCGUUUUUGCUUCGUACACAGCGCCUCGGCGCAAUUUUGCGUUGUUUUGUAUAUAGUAAACACCCCAAGCUACACAGAUGUUAGUAUUAAGUAUUUAUUUAUUGCAUAUAGACCCUUGGUUUUUUAUAGGUUUUGUUUUCGUUGCAAUUUUUAGACUUACCCAUUAUUUUUAUAUAUAGGUAGCCUAAGCUGAUACUUAGCCACUAAGUUAAAACCCGAGUAAUCAUCAACAAGGCAGAUCUACAAUUACAUUUGCUUUCUCAAGCAAAAAAAAACAUCAAAUCAAAAGCAGCUACUGAUUUUCAUUUAUUGCGUAUAUGCCCAAAAUGUUUUUUAAACUCUAGAGGAACAAAUUAUUUAUGUCAAACACAAAAGAAAAACCUUGAGAAAUAAUUAAAGAAGGAUGAGAGAAAUUAUA
Molecule: messenger RNA, 5945 nt
Organism: Drosophila suzukii
Lineage: Eukaryota; Metazoa; Arthropoda; Insecta; Diptera; Drosophilidae
Gene: sba
Product: six-banded
Cellular component (GO): chromocenter; nucleus
Molecular function (GO): DNA binding; chromatin binding
Source: RefSeq, a predicted model, not a curated record